Messenger RNA from Ilex paraguariensis (yerba mate), 468 nucleotides. NCBI's taxonomy places the organism in Eukaryota, Viridiplantae, Streptophyta, Magnoliopsida, Aquifoliales, Aquifoliaceae. The record is from the annotation of a GenBank genome assembly.
AUGACCCAAGGUAGCGCACAAGUGGAUGACAUCAACGGAGCAGAGAAAGAUGGGCAACAUCGACGCGUCGCCCAGGCGCUGAGUGACAUCAAUGAGGUGUUGGGUGACGACUUGCACCAGUUAGGCGACAGUAUGAGAGUGGCAUCAGGCAGAGUCUUGGCACCAGUGACUGUGGGCGAUGCCAUUAAGGGUUUCAGCAGCAGCAACACUAAAGGAGGAUGUGUAGGCGUGAGGGAAGGUGGUGAUGCCCUAGGCACAGAAGGCGGUGCCAGAGCUCAUGUAGGCGACGCCAAGCAAAGAGCUCACCUGGGCGAUGUUUGGAGGUGCGACGUUCUAGUGAGUGGUGCCAGAAGUCCCUUCAGGCUGUUAGGAGAUGCGGGGCGACGUCCUGGCACGCUGGGCAGCAAUGUUUUGGAGGCUAGCAAUGCCCUAGCACGCCCUAGGCUUCUUCCGAGGGAUGAAGAGUGA